Messenger RNA from Solea solea (common sole), 5310 nucleotides. Its product is annotated as extended synaptotagmin-2-like. Bases 183 to 2843 code for a protein of 886 amino acids. The transcript is spliced from 23 exons. Gene Ontology annotation, biological process: lipid transport. The record is from RefSeq and is a predicted model, not a curated record. Lineage: Eukaryota; Metazoa; Chordata; Actinopteri; Pleuronectiformes; Soleidae. Gene Ontology annotation, molecular function: lipid binding.
UUCCUGCUGCGGGCUGGUGGAGACGGGCUGUCCGCCCUCAUACAGCAGGAUGUGCCCAGGAGGAGGCAGGGUCGUCGGAGUGUAAGCUGGUCGGUAUGCUGUGGACUCGGCUGACGGAGUGAAUUUGAGUUUGUUUUUUUUCCCCAACAAGAGCGAAUGUCGCAGACGGAACGCGUGGGGAAAUGAGUAACAGGAUGGAGGGUACGUCAGGACCCGGUGUCCGGGUGAACGGACCAGUGGUGCCGCCCAGCAGCUCGGCAAGCUCCUCCAUGGGAGUGCCUCUGUCGCCACAGGAGCUGCAGGAAGAGCAGCAGUCGUCGCUGGUGGACGUCUCCCAAAUGUGGAUUAAGUUUGCCAAGACCUUCGCCAUCAUCUUGCCCAUCUACGUCCUUGGAUACUUUGAGUUCAGUUUUAGCUGGGUCCUGGUGGGACUUGCCGCGCUCUUCUACUGGAGGAGGAACCAUGGCAACAAGGACUACAGGAUAAACCGAGCCAUCGAGUUCCUGGAGCACGAGGACAAGGCGGUGAGGCAGAAUGUGGCAACGACGGAGCUGCCGCCAUGGGUUCAUUAUCCUGAUGUGGAAAGAGUGGAGUGGCUGAAUAAGACAGUGAAGCAGAUGUGGCCGUUCAUCUGCCAGUUUGUGGACAAGCUGUUUAGAGACACCAUCGAGCCGGCGGUGCAGAGCGCCAACCCUUACCUCGGCUCCUUCUGCUUCAGCAAGAUCGACAUGGGCGACAAGCCGCUGAGAGUCAACGGGGUGAAAGUUUACACAGAGAACGUUGACAAGAGGCAGGUGAUCAUGGACCUGCAAAUAAGUUUUGUCGGGAAUACAGAGAUUGACGUGGACAUCAAGAAGUAUUACUGCAGAGCCGGAAUAAAGAGUAUACAGCUUCAUGGGGUGAUGAGGGUGGUGAUGGAGCCGUUACUGGGGGACAUGCCUCUGGUCGGUGCACUGUCCGUCUUUUUCCUCAAGAAACCGUUGUUGGACAUUAAUUGGACAGGACUCACAAACAUGCUGGACAUUCCCGGUGUCAAUGGUUUGUGUGACAACAUCAUCCAGGACAUCAUCUACAGCUACCUGGUCCUGCCCAACUCCAUCAAAAUCCCUCUGGUGGGAGAAGCUGAGCUCGCCCAGCUGCGCUUCCCCGUUCCCAAGGCCGUCCUCAGAAUCCACUUCCUGGAGGCCCAGGACCUGCUGUGUAAAGACAAGUUAUUGGGCGGGCUGAUCAAAGGCAAGUCGGACCCGUACGGUGUCAUCCAGGUUGGGACUCAAGUGUUCCAGAGCAAAGUCAUCCACGAGAACAUCCACCCCAAGUGGAAUGAAGUGUACGAGGCUCUGGUUUACGAUCACUCAGGACCAAACGUUGGCAUCGAGCUGUUUGAUGAAGACCCAGAUAAAGACGACUUUUUGGGAAGUCUGGUCAUUAAUUUGGCCGAGCUCCAGAAAGAACAGAAGGUCGACGAGUGGUUUGAUUUGGACGAAGUGGCUUCAGGGAAACUGCACCUGAGGGUGGAGUGGUUAUCUCUGCUGUCCACACCUGAGAGGCUGGACCAGGCUCUGUUGAACAUCAAAGCUGAUCGAGGAAAAGCCAACGAUGGUCUGUCGUCUGCUCUGCUCGUCGUCUUCCUGGACUCAGCCAGAAACCUGCCGUCUGGUAAAAAAGUGACCAGUGAUCCCAGUCCGUUUGUCCAGUUCAAAGUGGGACACAAGUCCUUCGAGAGCAAGAUCAGAUAUAAAACCAAUGAGCCGGUGUGGGAGGAGGCGUUCACUUUCCUCGUCCACAACCCCAACAGCCAAGAGUUGGAGGUCGAGGUGAAGGACGAGAAACACGAAUGUACGCUGGGGACGAUGACGCUCCCUCUGAGUCGCCUGCUGGAGGCAGAAGACAUGACGCUCAACCAGCGCUUCCCCCUCAAGAACUCCGGACCCAGCUGCACCGUCAAGAUGAAGAUGGCUCUGCGGGUUCUGUGCCAGGUCCAGGACUCUUCCGCUUCCACAAAAUCCUCCACUCCGUCCUCGGUGCAGGUCCGCAAAACGGACUCCUCCAACCAGACACCUCGGCAGUCGGUCUCCUCCGACCCGCUGAAGCCUCCCCCGGCCUCCACCACCGCUGCCAAUAUAACCAACGACAUCCCCAGCUCCGCCUCGGUGACGGCGCAGGACAUCCUGAACCGGCAGAAGGUCAGGGAGGAGUCCGUCCGGUCUCCUGAAACGACAGACUUUGCUCAGGGCGGAGGAGGCGGAGGUCAAAGCCUGGCAGAGAUGGGGAGGAGCACGUCUAACUUGGCCAUCUCAGGCUCCCAGCAGCACCUGGCCGGAGGCAAGGAGCCGACGCCCAGCAUCGCGUCAGACAUCUCCAACCCCUACGCCACCCAGGAGCUGCACCAGAGACUCCAGCUGCUCCAGAACGGCUCAGGCCCCAGUUAUUUCCCGCUGGGUGAGAUCCAGCUGACGGUCAGACACAGUUCGCAGAGGAACAAACUCAUCGUGGUUGUCCACAGCUGCAGAAACUUGAUCGCGUUCACCGAUCACGGCUCGGACCCUUAUGUCCGUCUGUACCUGCUGCCAGACAAACGGAGGUCGGGCAGGAGGAAAACUCACACGCUCAAGAAAACUCUCAAUCCUGUUUAUGACCAGACGUUUGAGUUCAGCGUGUCUCUGGCUGAGCUGCACAGACGUACUCUGGACGUUGCAGUGAAGAACAGUGGAAGUCUUCUGUCCAAACACAGAGGUCUUCUGGGAAAGAUUCUGGUGGAUUUGACUCAUGAUGACAUCACCAAGGGCUGGACACAGUGGUAUGAGCUGACUGAAGACGGUUUGGCGAAACCUCACCAGCUGUAGACGUCACCACGACGACGGUGUCGUCGCGUUAAUCGCUGUGUCACCGUAUAAUCGCCACACUCGCGAAUUACAUUCACUUCGUCUUAGCUUCAAUGUACGACAUGCUUUUAUUUUGAUCUCCAUCACAACAGGAAGUAGAAGAAAAAAAAGAGCAGCUUCUUACUAUUAUUAUUAUUAUCUAUUUAAUCUCAUCAUCAUCAUCAUCAGUCGCAAGGCAAAAACCUCCCCUUUAAAACGAGAGUGAGCAAACGCAGCGCGUACAAUUCUAUAUGUAACCUUAUAUCCCAUAAUAGGAGAAGAAAAAAAAGAACCAAGACGUUUGUAAAUAAUGUAAAAUGAUGCUGGACAGACGUGUGGACAUGAGGACAGGCGGACGUGCGCGUGUGUGUCUUACUCGGCCAAAUGAUUGUGUGUAAUUUUAUCUUGUUUAUUAUAAUUUUUUUUAUUUUUUAAUUGGUAAAUAAUGUGGGCGGGGUUUGUGAAGGCAUGACAGGUGCAGACGUCACCAAAGACACGAGACAGGGUUUAAUAACAAGUUUAUUGAUCAUGUGAUGACAACUUUAUUAAAAACAUGCGGCGGUCGGUGAAAGAUUUAGCACGACAAUCAAACUUCAUAUUUAAAUAAAGUUAGCUUAAAAAUUAUAUGAUAAACGCAAAAUAGAUAUACUAUCAAGACACUGGCAUCAAUGUUUAACAUUAGCACUACUUUAGCUCAAUGCUAAACUCCUCUCUGGUAGAAUAUCAAGUUUGAUCACAAGGGCUCAGCGUUUCAUCUCCACGUUAAUUAUGCACAAAUGACUUGACAACAACUUUAAAUUUAAACAAAAAUAAAUUUCAUGCAAAUACCAAGUUUGUUUAGCUGAAUGACGACGUUGUUGUUUCACUGCGUUUGUUUCCUGAUUGUGUUUUUGCACAUUUGUGUGUUUGUGUGUAUUUUAAAUGUGGUCGGGGAUCAUCCGUGCUUUUAUUUUCUCGAGCUUCACCCAAAUUCAUCACAGGACGAUAUUUUUCCUUUUUUAUUUCCAUUUGUUUGUUUGUUUGUUUGUUUGCAGUUAAUUUAAUAUAAAAAUCCACCGUGUAACUUUAAAACUGUAAUUAAACACAUUCCUGUAAUUGUGGUUGGUAAGCCACACCCAGUUUUUUUAAUCGCCUUUUAAUUUGCUAAAUGUUUUUGUCCCAUUGUUUAUUUGCAUCAACUUUUAAUCUUUUCACGCCAAAAAUUCCCGUCACGUUUGAUUUGAAUGUCACGGGUGGUAUUUUUAUCCUGUUUAAGUAUUUAUUCUUUUUUUUCUUUUUAAAUGCCGACUUUAAAAAAUAAUAAAAAGAAUUACCUUAAUUUAAAAAAAAAUUGCCAAAAUAAAAUAGUUUUCCUUUAAAGUCAUUCCUGCAAAAAAUGUAUUGAUUUAUUAUCCUUUACAAAAAGUAAAUCAUUAAAAUGAAUCAUUUCAGAUUUUUGCGCCCUCCGGUGGUUGAAUUAAGCAAGGAAGCCGUGGAGACAAGCUUUUAUUUUUGUUGACAAAUUAAGUCAGGUUUUAUAGACAACAGUUACAGAAUAAUGUAAAAAAACGCCCCUUCCUGUCACCCUUUGACAAUAAAAGUCUUCAUAUUUCCCCUCAAUUUGUGGAGAUUCAGACAAAUGAAAGGAAAGCCGAGCGGUGGCUACUACAUUACUGAGUCAUCGAUGUUUGAAAAUAUAUAAAAAAUAAUCUGACCUUUAUUUUAAAAAUCUCAUACCAAAUUAUGAAUUUUUACAAAUUCAGAGUCAAUGAGAUGAAGUGAACCAGCUUCCUGUUAAAAAGUAAAAUUACCAAAACGAAAGCUUUAAUUAAUAAUGAUGACAAUACGUCCUGUGUCAACUUUAGUCUUAACUUGUCAUGAAGGAUAAUAGCGUCACAGUUCGUAAACAAGUCUACACAAUGAGACUUUUGGCCUGAAAUCAAAGGAUGGGGAUAUCGGCAAAAAAACUAAAAAUUCUUGAAAUCCGAUAAUAAUAAUUCUUUCCCUCUUUUGAAAUUGUCUGGUCACGACUCAUGUCAGUUAUAUAACGGUUAUUGGACGGUUGCGAUAUCGGAACUAGAACGUUUGUUUAUGUUGGACGUAAAUAAAGUAUUUUACACGUAAACUGUCCUACGUUUAAUGUGUCUUGUGUUUUUUAAAUAAUUUUUCAUGUAUUAGCGCUCGUCCUGUGCUUUUAUUUUGUAAAACCUUCGUCUCUCUCAGGAUGUUCUGUGUGUGUGUGUGUGUCCUCUCUGUCUCGUCUCUUUCGUCUAAUUUAAUUUAUCUUGUGCCUUAAAAUUCACAGCACACGGCUCAGAAACAUGAACGUGUUUUUAAAACGACGACAACGACGUGAUGUUAAAAUGGCUUCCUGUGUUUUUCAGAAUGUUUUCCUUCAUGUUUAUUAAACUGAAAUAAAAAGAGCUUUACUUAGCUUUGGCAGCGUGAAGCUGGUCAGCACCGAGCUUAA